Molecule: messenger RNA, 6694 nt
Organism: Chanos chanos (milkfish)
Lineage: Eukaryota; Metazoa; Chordata; Actinopteri; Gonorynchiformes; Chanidae
Gene: trip12
Product: thyroid hormone receptor interactor 12
Exons: 43
Coding region: 136-6390 (2084 amino acids)
Biological process (GO): proteasome-mediated ubiquitin-dependent protein catabolic process; DNA damage response; protein polyubiquitination
Cellular component (GO): nuclear speck
Molecular function (GO): ubiquitin protein ligase activity; zinc ion binding
Source: RefSeq, a predicted model, not a curated record
AGAUAGUGGAGCUGCAACACUGUCUGUAACAGCAACUACUACACUGAAACAAUUAGGCUGCCGGUUGGGGCAUUUGCACACGGCUGUGAAUGGUAGUGUCUAGAAAGGGUAUGUCCCUUCAGGAGAGAGGUGCCAAUGUCCAACCGGCCUAAUUCCAAUCCAGGGGGGUCACUGCGCCGUUCACAGAGGAACACAGCUGCGGCCCAACCACAGGACCACACAGUCGCAGGAAGGUUGCAGUCAGAGCAGGUAAAACAAAAAGCAAAUUCCCCUCCUGACAAUAGAAGAUCUAAUUCUAAGGCUUCCAAAGCCGCGCCCAGCUCAGCUUCUGGCCCGGCCCGAGGCCUCGGCUCCAGAAGAAACAGCCUUUCAUUGUCCGUGGGUUCAUUUGCACCGGCAGAACCAGACCCAGAAGCAGCAGGGACCUCAGGCCACCAGUCCAAAAGAGAAGGCACGCGUGGACUCAAACGCAGCUCAGCCCCAGAGCACAUCAGCACCUACUCACCCAGCCCAGCCAAGAGGUCCAAAGCGCUGCCCAACUCGGAGAGCGCCAACUCCCCCUCCGCCACACCCUCAAACGCCCCAUCAGAGCCUAAGAAGGCCCCCAACGCCACCGCCUCUCCCCCCAAGUCCAAAAAGAGACGGCUGACAGCGGACCCGCCGGCACCCUCCGGCAGAGCGUUAAGCAAGAAGAGCGGGGCCUGCGGGGCCUCUGCUGCCGCAAGCCACAGCCACAAACGCAAGAAGGCCGACUCCCUCCCCAGCGCCAGCAGCUCGGCAGGGUCCCUGCCUAACCGCACCGAGGCCAGCCGGGCAGCCAAACCCACCAAGCUGGCGUCUAAAUCAGCCGCCUCAGCCAAAGCUGGGUGUAGCACCGUGACUGACUCCUCUUCCUCCUCCGCCUCUUCUUCCUCCUCUUCUUCCUCUUCCUCAGCUGCUGCUGCCGCCAGCGGUGCCAACAACUGUGCCCUACAGGGCGCCAGGCUCAAGCAGGUGAAGGACCAGAGCAAGGCGCGGCGCUCCCGCUCUGCCUCAAGCCCGUCACCUCGACGCAGCAGCCGCGACAAGGAGCAGUCCAAAGGAGCAGGCUCCUCUUCCAAAUUUGAGUGGGCCUCCCGCUUCAGUCCCAAAGUUAACCUGCCAAAGCCCAAACUGUCCCUGCCAGGAUCGUCCAAGGCUGAGACCUCCUCCAAACCAGGGCCCUCAGGACUGCAGGCCAAACUAGCAAGUUUGAGGAAACCCGGGAAGAAACGCAGCGAGUCUCCCCCAGCAGAGCUCCCCAGCUUUCGGAGGAGCACACGCCAGAAGACCACGGGCUCCUGCGCCAGCACCAGUCGGCGGGGCUCAGGCCUGGGCAAGCGCGGGGCAGCCGAAGCUCGCCGACAGGAGAAGAUGGCCGACUCCGACAACAACCAGGACGGCGCUAAUUCGUCAGCCGCACGCACAGAGGAGACUCCGCAGGGGGCUUCAGCCUCCAGCUCAGUGGCCGGAGCAGUAGGCAUGACUACCUCUGGCGAAAGCGAAUCAGACGACUCAGAAAUGGGCAGACUGCAAGCCCUGCUGGAGGCCAGGGGUCUCCCUCCUCACCUCUUUGGUCCCUUAGGACCACGCAUGUCUCAGCUGUUCCACAGGACCAUAGGGAGUGGAGCAAGCUCUAAAGCGCAGCAGUUGUUGCAGGGCCUGCAGGCCACAGGCGAUGAAUCUCAGCAGCUCCAGGCUGCUAUAGAGAUGUGCCAGCUGCUGGUCAUGGGGAACGAGGAGACACUGGGUGGCUUCCCUGUCAAGAGUGUCGUUCCUGCCCUGAUCACACUUUUACAGAUGGAGCAUAAUUUUGACAUUAUGAACCACGCCUCACGAGCCCUCACCUAUAUGAUGGAGGCACUACCGCGCUCCUCCGCUGUUGUGGUGGAUGCCAUUCCAGUCUUCCUGGAAAAGCUUCAGGUGAUUCAGUUCAUUGAUGUGGCAGAACAAGCCCUGACCGCUCUGGAGAUGUUGUCACGGCGACACAGUAAAGCCAUUCUGCAGGCUGGUGGUUUGGCUGACUGCCUGCUUUAUCUGGAGUUCUUCAGCAUUAAUGCACAGAGGAAUGCUUUAGCCAUUGCGGCUAACUGCUGUCAGAGCAUCACCCCAGACGAGUUCCACUUUGUCGCAGACUCUCUGCCCCUGCUCACACAGAGACUCACACAUCAGGAUAAGAAAUCCGUUGAAAGCACUUGUCUCUGUUUUGCCAGGCUGGUGGAUAACUUUCAGCAUGAGGAGAACCUCUUGCAGCAGGUAGCCUCACGGGACCUCUUAACGAAUAUCCAGCAGUUGCUGGUGGUAACGCCACCUGUGUUGAGUUCCGGAAUGUUCAUCAUGGUGGUGCGCAUGUUCUCGCUGAUGUGCUCCAACUGCCCCUGUCUCGCCGUGCAGCUCAUGAAGCAAAAUAUUGCAGAAACUCUUCGUUUCCUGCUGUGCGGGGCGUCGAACGGGAGCUGUCAGGAGCAGAUUGACCUUGUACCCAGAAGCCCUCAGGAGCUCUAUGAGCUCACCUCCCUCAUCUGCGAGCUGAUGCCAUGUCUCCCCAGAGAGGGCAUCUUUGCAGUGGAUGCCAUGCUGAAGAAGGGCAGUGCCCAGACUACAGAGGGUGCCAUCUGGCAGUGGAGGGAUGAUCGAGGCCUGUGGCACCCCUACAACCGAAUCGACAGCCGCAUUAUAGAGACGGCUCAUCAGAAUGGUGAAGAUGAAAUCAGCCUGUCUACACUGGGACGUGUCUACACCAUCGACUUCAACUCUAUGCAGCAGAUAAACGAAGACACAGGCACUGCACGCGGAAUCCAGAGGAAACCCAACCCUUUAGCUAAUCCCAAUACUGGAGGUCAUUUAGAGGUACGGAGAGAGGAUGCUCGUGCUCAGUUGAUGAAGGAGGACCCAGAGCUGGCUAAGUGCUUCAUUAAGACGCUCUUUGGUGUUCUGUAUGAGGUGUACAGCUCCUCUGCAGGGCCAGCCGUCAGACACAAGUGCCUUAGAGCCAUCCUGAGAAUCAUCUACUUUGCGGACGCUGAGCUGCUGAAGGAUGUGCUGAGGAACCAUGCUGUGUCUAGUCACAUCGCUUCUAUGCUGUCCAGUCAGGAUCUGAAGAUUGUAGUGGGCUCUCUGCAGAUGGCAGAGAUCCUCAUGCAGAAACUUCCAGACGUCUUUAGCGUCUAUUUCAGAAGAGAAGGUGUGAUGCACCAGGUAAAGAACCUGGCAGAGUCUGAAACUUUCCUCACCAGCCCCCCUAAAGCCUGCACGAGUGGCACAGCCAGUCUGUGCACCACAACCAUUACCACAGCAACCACUACAGCUGCUUCUAAUGUCACGCCAGACCUGGGCUCCCCUAGCUUCCAACACAGCAUGGACGACUCACUGGACCUCAGUCCCCAGGGUCGGUUGAGUGAUGUCUUGAAGAGGAAACGGCUGCCUAAAAGAGGCCCCAGACGUCCCAAAUACUCUCCCCCCAGAGACGAUGACAAAGUGGACAAUCAAGCUAAGAGUCCCACCACCACCCAGUCUCCCAAAUCCUCCUUUUUGGCCAGCCUGAACCCCAAGACCUGGGGCAAACUUGGUGCUCAAACCAACAGCUCCAACUCUGAGCCCUCCCGCACAGCUGGUGUCAGCGGCCUUGCCCGCGUCCCACCCAAAGACUCUGUCUCCAAUAACAGGGACAAGAUCAAGGCCUGGAUUAAGGAGCAGGCCAGUAAGUUUGUGGAGCGAUACUUUAACUCUGAGAAUGUUGAUGGCAGUAAUCCAGCGCUGAAUGUUCUACAGAGACUCUGCACCGCCACAGAGCUACUGAGCCUGCAGGUGGACAGUGGUGUGGAGUGUUUAGUGGAGAUCUGCAGUAUUGUGUCCGAAUCUGACGUGUCUUCGUUCGAGAUUCAGCACAGCGGGUUAGUCAAGCAGCUCCUGCUCUAUCUGACCUCCAACAGCGAGCUCGAUGCAGUCAGCAGAGAUGUACGGCUCAAACGCUUCCUGCACGUAUUCUUUGGCUGCCCGCUUCCGGGUCAGGAGCCGUUGGGUCGUUUGGACCCGUCUGAGAACGGUCCUCUUCUGGCGCUGGUCCACAAGAUGAAUAACUGCCUGAGUCAGAUGGAGCAGUUCCCUGUAAAAGUGCACGACUUCCCCAGCGGGAACGGAAAUGGCAGCAGAGGUUCUCAGGCUCUGAAAUUCUUUAACACACAUCAACUCAAGUGCCAGCUGCAGAGACAUCCAGACUGUACCAACGUCAAACAGUGGAAAGGAGGUCCAGUAAAAAUUGACCCCCUGGCUUUGGUACAGGCCAUCGAGAGAUACUUGGUUGUCAGAGGGUAUGGGCGAAUCAGAGAGGAAGAUGAAGAUAGUGAUGACGACGGUUCAGAUGAUGAAAUCGAUGAAUCACUGGCGGCUCAGUUCCUGAACUCUGGGAGUGUGCGCCACAGGCUUCAGUUUUACAUAGGGGAUCAUCUCCUGCCCUACAACAUGACUGUGUACCAGGCGGUCCGACAGUUCAGCCUACAGGCAGAGGAGGAGAGAGAGUCCACCGACGAUGAGGCCAAUCCGCUCGGCCGAGCCGGCAUCUGGACCAAAACACACACUAUAUGGUAUAAGCCAGUGAGGGAGGAUGAAGAUGGCAGUAAAGACACUGUUGGAGGAAAGAGAGGUCGAGCUCAGACUGCACCAACCAAAACCUCGCCACGUAAUGCCAAGAAACAGGACGAGCUUUGGCAUGACGGAGUGUGUCCCAGCGUGAUGAACCCCUUAGAGACAUACCUCAUAUCUGAGCCUCCAGAGGGCAUAACCUUUGAUGACCCGUCCACGGAGGUCAUCCUGCUGCUGAGGGUGCUGCACUCCAUGAGCAGAUACUGGUUCUACCUGUAUGAUAAUUCUGCAUGUAAAGAAAUCAUUCCCACCGGUGAGUUUAUAAACAGUAAACUGACAGCUAAGGCCAACAGACAGCUCCAGGAUCCACUGGUCAUCAUGACCGGAAACAUCCCCACCUGGCUGACCGAGCUCGGCAAAACCUGCCCAUUCUUCUUUCCGUUCGACACGCGGCAGAUGCUCUUCUACGUGACUGCGUUUGACCGUGACCGCGCCAUGCAGCGCUUGCUGGACACUAACCCUGAGAUCAACCAAUCAGAUUCCCAGGACAGCCGUGUGGCCCCACGGCUCGACAGGAAGAAGCGUACGAUAAACCGCGAGGAGCUGCUGAAGCAGGCUGAGUCUGUGAUGCAGGACCUCGGCAGUUCCAGAGCCAUGCUGGAGAUCCAGUAUGAGAACGAGGUGGGCACUGGUUUGGGGCCAACUCAGGAGUUUUAUGCGUUGGUGUCUCAGGAGCUGCAGAGAGCUGACUUGGGCCUGUGGAGAGGAGAGGAGGUCACACUGGCCAACCCCAAAGGGAGUCAGGAGGGGAUGAAAUACAUGUUUAGCUCCAGGGGUCUGUUCGCUGUGCCGUUUGGCAGGACCACGAAACCGGCACAUAUCGCCAAGAUUAAGAUGAAGUUCCGUUUCCUCGGCAAACUCAUGGCCAAAGCCAUUAUGGACUUCAGACUGCUGGAUCUACCCCUGGGUUUACCCUUCUAUAAGUGGAUGCUGAGACACGAGUCGUCCAUCAGCUCACACGACUUGGUGAACAUUGACCCAGGCGUGGCGAAGUCCAUCCAGCAUCUGGAGGACAUCAUCCGACAGAAGAAGAGACUGGAGCAGGACAGAUCCCAUACGCGGGAGACACUGCAGCAGGCUCUGGAGAGUCUGAACAUGAAUGGCUGUUCAGUGGAGGAUCUGGGUCUGGACUUCACCCUCCCUGGCUUCCCUAACAUUGAACUGAAGAAAGGCGGUAAAGACGUCCCUGUCACCAUCCACAAUUUGGAGGAGUAUCUCAGACUGGUUGUAUACUGGACCCUGAAUGAGGGCGUGUCCAGGCAGUUUGAGUCGUUUAGGGAAGGCUUCGAGUCAGUCUUCCCUCUGCAUCACUUGCAGUACUUCUACCCUGAAGAGCUGGACCAGUUGUUGUGUGGCAGUAAGUCAGAGACCUGGGAUGUGAAAACUCUGAUGGAGUGUUGUAGACCUGACCACGGCUACACACAUGACAGCCGUGCAGUGCGCUUCCUGUUUGAGGUCCUCAGUAGUUUUGAUGCUGAGCAGCAGAGACUCUUUCUGCAGUUUGUCACAGGGAGCCCCAGACUGCCUGUAGGAGGAUUCCGGAGUUUGAACCCUCCGCUCACUAUCGUACGGAAGACAUUCGAAUCGACAGAAAACCCGGAUGACUUCCUGCCCUCGGUCAUGACGUGUGUGAACUACCUGAAGCUGCCUGACUACUCUAGCAUCGAGAUCAUGCGUGAGAAACUGUUGAUAGCCGCCCGUGAGGGCCAGCAGUCCUUCCACCUCUCCUGAUCUCACAUCCACACUCAGAAUGCCUUCUGUCACAGAAACCCCCCACACAAAAAAAAUCAUGACUUCCUCUCCUCGGGUUCUUUCUGUUCUCUCUUUUUUUUCUUUUGUAAUCACCUACAUUAAGGCAGACGUGUACAGCCUUCUUGUUUAGAGAAAAAGCUUGCAGAAAUUUAAAGAAAAGAAAAAGAAAAAGGACUUGAGAUAUUAUAUUUGCUGCCCUCCUCAUUUCCCACCAAACCGGAGAACAGGCGUUACAAAAACUCGCCAGAAUUUAAAAAAAAGAAAGAAAGAAAAAAAAAAAAUA